Messenger RNA from Meloidogyne enterolobii, 531 nucleotides. NCBI's taxonomy places the organism in Eukaryota, Metazoa, Nematoda, Chromadorea, Rhabditida, Meloidogynidae. The record is from the annotation of a GenBank genome assembly.
AUGCACCUAUACUAUUUCCCACUUUUAUUUUUUAUUUUCUUUAUUAUUUUAAAUAGUAUUGAGGCUCCGAACACAAAAUCAAAAAAAGCAAAAACUUCUCAAGAUGGAAAUUCUAAUGUUCAGGGCGAAAAAUACGACUUUAAUCAACUCAAUUGGUUUAUUGAGAAAAGCUAUAGACUUAUUUCUUUUGUAUUAAACAACAAAAUAGAUAAAGAAAUUGAAUACUCAAUCAGAUUUUCUAUUUUCCAAUUUCAAGAAAAAUUUGAUUAUUUUAUGAAAAUUAUUGCAAAAAAAGGAAAGAUUUUACCAAUAUAUUUGGAUCGAAUUAUUUAUACUCCAGAAUAUUUAAAAAAUAUUGCAAAAAUUAUGGCGACAUUUGAAACAAAUAAACCAUUUAAUUUAGAAAAUUUUAUUAAAACAAUAAAUUUUCACAAGGAGGGAAUAAAGGAAAAUGGAGUUAUUUCAAUGAAAAAAUUACCACCGUUUAUGGUACUGGAUAAAGUAAGCAUUUGUUUAGUAAUUUACUUAUAA